This is a messenger RNA of Exophiala spinifera, 2100 nucleotides long. RefSeq lists its product as uncharacterized. NCBI's taxonomy places the organism in Eukaryota, Fungi, Ascomycota, Eurotiomycetes, Chaetothyriales, Herpotrichiellaceae. The transcript has a single exon. The record is from RefSeq and is a predicted model, not a curated record. Gene Ontology annotation, molecular function: protein binding. The coding region runs from base 1 to 2100 and encodes 699 amino acids.
AUGUCGAGCUCCAGAUCCCUGUAUCAUCCAAAAGAUGCGUGGGACUACUGGAGGGAAACAAUCGAUCAUAUGUACCUGCACGAGAACAAGACAUGCGGAGAUAUUAGGGCCUACCUCAUUUCAAACGACUUCUCAUGCAGUGAAAGGCAGAUUAAGAACCGGCUCAGAGAAUGGAAAUAUGAGAGCAAAAAAACCCCGUCUCAACAUUACCUGGCAAUGCUGUCAUAUGCAAACUCUGAGCGAGUUGAUGGCUACAAAAUCAAGUUCGACGUACCAAAGCGGGACGGUCGGGUUUAUUUCAGCCUCAAAAAGAUCAAGAAGGAAUGUGACAGGGUGAAGAAAAAGUAUGAAAAUGCUCAUGUCGAGUUUUCACUCCCAUCAUACGAAGUCGCCGAGCGAAUUUUAUGGGAUGCCGAUAUUCGCAUCAGUCGGCAUUUAGCUGAACCGGACGAUCUGACUCGAUCAAAAUCUUAUCCAGAGAUACCGGGUGAGCCGGACGGCCAUGGAUGUUAUGCUCCUGGAAGACCAUUCGCAAACUACACGGAUUGGACUGCCUCGAUUGACAAUGAUAGCCAAGUUAGUCAGGGAGAACUGGACGAAGAAUAUAACUUCGCCCGUCUGGAAACUAACUGGGCGAGCCAUUCUCUCUUGGGGAACCAAAUUUCGACCGUGCAAAUUGAUCACCCGAACAUUAUUACCUUGAAUGGCGAGCCCUUAGCCUGUUCUUCGCCCACGUCAGUGGUUAUGAAGGACUUCCACGACUCCCAAUGGAGCACAUGCGAAGAUAAUGAUCCGUCCUGGAAACUGAAUAAUCUCAGUGCUCAAACAAUAUCCGUGAUAUGCGCUGAACGCUCGGCAGCUUUAAGUCACGCCGUGCCAACGCUAACUCAUUGUUCCGAUCAAUUGAGGUUCCUCCUCGCUAUACUGGAUACACGGAUCCUGUUGCCCAGAAUUCGAGCUUAUCUGCGCAUGGAAGAAUCGGUGAACAGUUUCCUUAAUUCCGAAACUCUGAGUAUCCUUAUGGAGGAAGGAUACUACAGCAAUUCAGAUUCAGGCGAAUGUUCAACUUCCUUAGAGGAAGAGUUCCUCGGUCACAGGAUCGAUGUUGAUAGGCUAGAUAUUUCAAACCUCUCGCCGCCCCUCAAAGCCUUGGUCAAGGGAAUCAAGGCAAAAAAUGACGAAGCCGGGGUCAUCAGACUACGCUACGGCCUUUGUGAACUCAGUGACUGGAUCCUUCCUGGCCUUGUCUGGAUGCACUUGGUUCUUGAGUCAGAUGGCCGAGACGCAGAGCUGAAAAAUUUCCUCUCUAUCGGUUACACUAUACUUGAGCAAGCGGAGCACCUGGAAGACCACACUGCCUUUGCCGUGCCAUUUCGAUACAUUUUUGCUGAGUUUACGAGGAAUUCUGGCGACACCGCUAAAUGGGGUCAACGGCUACGGGGAGCACACGCUCGGAUCACAAGUAGAUGGGGGAUCGACCAUCCGAACUCCCUGGCCAUUGCAACAUACAUGGCGUGGAACGAUCUCCAUCACGGACGGCUCGAAAGCGCUAUACAGUUGUUGACAGCGUAUGUUGACAUCUGCGAGCGACGCUUGGGACCUCACAGUAUCCUUACCGUUGCUGGCUGGGCCUUGAUGUCGCGGGCUCUCGAUGAACAUGGUAAUCUGGUCGGUGCCUGUGCGAGUGUUGCAAAAGUCGUGGAACGAUUUGACAGCGAUCGCUCUGACCUAGGAAAGUACCGAUUGAUGAUGAUGCACAGAUUUGGAGAACUGUUGCUGAGAACCGAUCAGUUGGAGGCCGCAGAAACGUAUCUCCUGGAGGCCUUGGGUGGUCGUCUCCAAGUGUGCGGUCUUGAAUCUGGCGAGGUGUGGUCGACCAUCCGCGCGCUGGAUGCCGUUUUCCUCCGGUCUGGACGUAUUCAGCAAGCCCAAGAAUUUGUCGAGUAUUUCACUAAUCUUUUCAACUGGGAACAGAGGCGCGAGUGGGCUAAAGAGAACAAUGUCGAACUCCCUUUCCCUUUCCCUCCGUCCUGGUUGCCAGAUCAGAUAAUUGUCGAUAUCAUUAAGAUGCGUCCAAAAAAAAGAUCUACCCGACCAUAA